Messenger RNA from Pochonia chlamydosporia 170, 570 nucleotides. RefSeq names its product AAA-ATPase vps4-associated protein 1 domain-containing protein. The transcript is spliced from 4 exons. Gene Ontology annotation, cellular component: endosome. NCBI's taxonomy places the organism in Eukaryota, Fungi, Ascomycota, Sordariomycetes, Hypocreales, Clavicipitaceae. Gene Ontology annotation, biological process: vacuolar transport. The record is from RefSeq and is a predicted model, not a curated record. The coding region runs from base 1 to 570 and encodes 189 amino acids.
AUGUCGGCUCCAUUUCCCAAUCUUUACACACAUAGGAAGGUGGCAGAGAGUGCCUCCAAAGCUUGUGAUAUCUGCUACAAGCCCAGCACUUCUGUUCUCAUUACCCCGGAUAAAAAGGACUUCUUCUAUGUUUGUCCAGCGCAUUUGAAAGACACCUACUUUUGCACACCAAAGAUUGAUGAGGAAGCUCUCAAGGCUAAGCGCGAGAAGGAACUGGCAGAAGAAACUGAAAAACUAAAGAAAGAGUACGUGGAACGCCAGCGCAAGAAAAAGGAAAAGGCAGCCAAGGACAAAGAUAAGAAAGACGACAAGGAUAAGGACAAGGAUCAGGAGAAGGAGAGCGACAAAAAGGAUGAUAAAGAUAAGGCUGAGAGUACAUCAACUGAUGAUGCCAAAGAUAAGGAAUCCAGCACACCAACCGAAGAGCCACGAGUCUUUGAGCUGAAGAGUGCGUUUUAUCAGCAACGUCUUCAACGAAAACGGCAGGCGGAAGCGGCAAAAAGAGAUCGUGAACGAGUCUCCCAGCCAGGUUAUUUCCCGAGUGUACCAUCAGGCCCUCCUACCAAAUGA